UUUAUGAGCCAUUAUUUUUUUGUUAAAUCUAAAUUUUUUAACUAAUGUUGGUCGAUAUAUUGCUUAUUAUCUGAACACAAAUGCAAAGUUUCGAAAGUAUUUAUCGUUUCCUACAGUUAAUAAAGAAUAAUAUGUGAUUGAUUAUAAUUUUUCCCAGGAUUAGAGAGUAAUGUUGUCAACAGCAACUUUCUAAGGUUUUUACUAAGUUAUUUGGUAUUUUGUGAAACUAAAACAUAUAAACAUGGGUGGCUGUCGGUGUUCCUAUCGAAACUGCGCUGUUAAAUCUGAUGGAAAAACUCAUAUGUUCCAUUAUCCAGUAUUUGAUAAAGUAAGGUGCCAUCAAUGGAUUGUGAAUGCACGUCGUCUUGAUUUUCUCGACUUGAAAGUGUCUCAAGUUAAAAACAGAGUCAUAUGUCAACAUCACUUCAAAGAUGAAUAUUUUAUGAAUUUUACGAAAGGUAAACUUACCUUUGACGCUGUGCCUAGUGAGGAUGGGCCAUAUUGUGAUAUAAGCAAAUUGAUUGAAAACCCACAUGAUUUUUCUAAACUAUACCCAAUUGUUGUUGAAGAUAUAGAAAAUGAUGUAUGCCCAUUGGAUAAUAAGAAAGCUAAUUUUUCACUGAAGUAUUCAGAUUUCUUAACAAACUCCGAGACACCCGAAUCAUCAUUCUUAAAAACUGAAGAUGACAAAUUAAAGAUAACACAAUGUACUGAUUUAGCUGACAUUAAUUUUAUAUUAGGAAAUAACUUAGAUGAGAAGUUAAGUAACAUUAGUAUUAGUCAAGUUUUAGAUAAUGUGGAUUUAUUCAAUGAUAAAUUAACUGCAAUCAAGAGUAACACAAGAAAUUUCCAACAAGCAUAUCCAGUGCUUAUUGUGCCUCCAUUCUCUCAAAUAACUAAUUCUGGAACUAUCAAGAACAAUGAACAUCCCGAAAUUAUUAUGUGUUCAACUAAUAAUAAUGUUAAAAACAUUUCAAAUACAUCUAAAAUAAGACCAAAAGUAAGGAUAAUAUCAGAGAAGAAAAUAACAGAACCUGUGUCACUAAAGGGUCACUUUAAAUCUAUAUCCCCAUCCAUUGUGGUCAAUCCAGGUUUGAAUCAAGAUGUACAACAAACAAAUGAUGUUACAAUGAUGCAAAUGGUCCCUGAUAAUGUUUCCUUAAAUCAAACAAAACCAGUCAAUUUGAUUGAAAUUGAUGUAAAUAUGCAUGAACCUAUAAUAUUACAAAAUCAAACUCCAUUGCCUGAACAACCAACACAAAAUAUAACACCACAAAAUAACACAUUAAAUGAAAAUUCUACUAAAAGUGUUGAAAAUUCAAAGUCGCUACUAAAAAAGAAAACUCCCUCAAAAAGAAUAGCAGCUAUACAAGAAAAAAGAAGCUUUAAUAAAAAGUUGAAGAAAGAUCAACAAUCACAGAGUGUACAAAUGGAAGAAUCUAAGUCCGUGGAAGUAAAACAGAUUGAAAGUGAAAAGUCCCAAGAAAAAGUUCAAAUACCUAAAAUGGAUACAGCACAAAAUGGCGAUUAUUUAUCUCGCCUCGAAGCUAGAAUGUCAAGAAUGGAAAAUCUAUUAUUAAAUAAAAUAGAUCAAAACUCACAGAAAAUAAUCGACCUAAAACAAACUUUCAGAACAUCAACACAAAAGAAUAAAAACAUUUCUACACAAACAAAUGAAAAUGAUGCAGUUUAUAAGAAAUAUUUAUUCAGGGAAAUAUCUGAAUAUUUAAGUUCAGAAACCAAAAAUCUUCUUUAUGAGGAACUAUUUAUUAAUGAUCAGUUUACACAAAAACCAAAUUUGAGAUCAAGAGUUAAACAGAGAAGGUAUAGAUAACACAGCGUAUUUUGAAUAAUAAAAUAACUUUGAAACU
This is a messenger RNA of Papilio polytes (common Mormon), 1871 nucleotides long. RefSeq lists its product as uncharacterized. The transcript has 3 exons. NCBI's taxonomy places the organism in Eukaryota, Metazoa, Arthropoda, Insecta, Lepidoptera, Papilionidae. The record is from RefSeq and is a predicted model, not a curated record. The coding region runs from base 242 to 1834 and encodes 530 amino acids.